Molecule: messenger RNA, 615 nt
Organism: Fraxinus pennsylvanica
Lineage: Eukaryota; Viridiplantae; Streptophyta; Magnoliopsida; Lamiales; Oleaceae
Source: the annotation of a GenBank genome assembly
AUGCUCACCAAACCUUUCCUGGAUGUUUGCAAGCAAAUUUUACCUGUUAUAGACAAGUUUGGAGCUGCAAUGGCACUUGCCAAAUCUAAUGUUGGUGGCAAUAUAACCAGGUUAGAAAACAAGUACUUGUCCAACCCUACACAAUAUAACCACUUGUACAGCAUGGUACAAGAAGAGCUUGAACCUAAGACAGCUAAAGGCUCAUCCAGUUGCGCUGAUGGUCUUUUGUGGUUGACGAGUACACUGGUGAUCAUCUCUUCCAAAACCACAUGGAAAAAUUCUUCAUGGAGUCCUUUUUGGGUGACAAAUCUGGCUAUGGAUUUCUUGGUGGGAUUGUUUUGGAAUAUAUUGGAGCAUCAGGAUUGGUCUAUGUCUCAAGCUUGCAGUGAUUCUUAUGGCAAGACGCUGAAAAAAUGGCAUGGUUGGCUGGCCAGGUCAAGCUUUACGGUUGCGAUGAAACUUGCUCCUGAUAGGAAGAAGUUUAUGUAUGUCAUAGGUGGCACAGGCGAUGUUAAUAGUGAUAUCGAAAAAUUUUGCACCACUUUUUCACCAUUUCUUGAGGAGAACCACAAGUUUUUGGCUAGCGUUGGAAUGGAUGAUAUUAAAGCAUCUUAA